UCAAAGGCUAAGAUUACCAGAGAUGCCAGAGGGGCAGGGCUGCAGACAGGAGGACAGUGACAGAGGCUGAGCUCACACAUGACAGUGGGGUAGCAAGCAGGCAGGGAUUGGUGCAUACAAAUAGCCAGCCAAUCACAGCGGAGGCAGGGAAAAUAACAAGGCAAAGUGAGAGCUAGUGAGAGACGGAAGAGCUAUGAAAAAGCGAGGGAGCAGGUGAAAUCAGAGCAGCACAGAGGAGAGACCAAACAAUAAGGAAAGGAAUGAUGACUGGAAGAAAUAACACUGAUCAGUGAGGUUUCUGGAAAGUGAAAGGAGAGAGGAGAGGCAGGAGAUGAACAGGAAGAAGGGGGUGAGCAGCCAGCACAGAGAACAUCCGUCAGCUCAGGUAGCUAUGCUCUGAGCCCUGGAGCAGCAGGGCUACGCAGACAGUGCAUAGGCCCAACAUCAGGCCUAGCUCAGCCUUCUGUCUCAGCCACAAACUCCGGGGCAGGGACAAAAGAAGAUUCCCCACGCAUGAGCUGUGCAUAAAAGCCAUGAGAACAGCCAGGAAGGGAAGUGUGGAGAUGCCUGCAUUUGUACGGCAGCUGGUGAAGGAAACGGAGAAGAGGGUCAGCUCUUUCUUCAAGGGGAGCCGUGGAGGAGCAGCAGAAGGAGAGCAGCUAGGGAAAGGGGAAAAAGAAGAGGUAAUAACCAGCCCCUACCUAGAUCGUCCGGUCUUGGACAAGUUGACAGAGGAGGGCUGUGCCUGCUGGGGCAUCACCUAUGCCCUGGGAAGUAUGCAAGGCUGGAGGGCCAACAUGGAGGACUUCCAUAACUGUGUGCCACAGCUGGGUGGACAGCUGACUGACUGGAGCUUCUUCGCUGUGUUUGAUGGUCAUGCAGGUAGCACAGUGGCACAGCACUGCUCCCAGCACCUUCUGGGUCACAUCCUAGGCACAGGUAUAAUGGGAGCAGAGGACAACCCUGAAAAGGUGAAAGGAGCCAUCAUAGAGGGUUUCCUGCAAACAGACAAGCACUUGCACUCUGUGGCACGUCGCGAAGGCUGGGAGAGGGGUGGCACCACUGUGGUGGCCACUCUUAUAUCACCAUAUAACAUUUACUUUGCUAACUGUGGUGACUCGAGGGCCAUUCUAUGCCGGUCUGGCCAGGUUUGCUUUUCCACUGAGGACCAUAAACCUUACAGUCCUCUGGAGAAAGAGCGUAUCGAGAGCGCAGGCGGCUCUGUAACCUUCCAACGGAUCAACGGCUCUCUGGCUGUGUCCCGUGCUCUGGGGGACUUCAGCUACAAAGGGGCUGAGAGCCGGACUCCCAGCCAACAGAUGGUAUCACCAGAACCAGAGCUGUGUGUGGUGGAGCGCUCAGUGGCAGAUGAGUUCCUGGUGCUUGCCUGCGAUGGGGUAUGGGACACCAUCAGCAAUGAGGAGCUGUGCGCCUUCAUCCACAACCGGCUGCGUGUCUGCACUGACCUGAGGGACGUCUGUACUCAAGUCAUUGACCUCUGUCUCUAUAAGGGCAGCUUGGACAACAUCAGCAUCAUCCUGCUGUGCUUCCCUGGAGCCCCCCAGCUGUCAGCGGAGGCAUUGCACCAGGAGGCUGAACUGGAGGACUUGCUGGAAUCCAAAGUAGCAGAGAUUUAUGAUGAGCUAUGUGCUAGAGGGGAGGAACCUGAUCUGCUGUCUGUCCUCACAGUCCUCGCGUCCACUGUCAUCCCUGGAUUACCUCCAGGUGGAGGCAUCCAGAGCAAAAGGAACUGCAUUAUUUCUGCUUACUAUCAACAAAGAGAGACACACAAGCCCACAGUACCAACUGACCUGGGAGGCUCUUGAAAAGUCCAUCUGGAUCUUGUCUCCAAGGAUCCAUGGAGGGAAUGUAAUAAAUGUUCAUAUUAAAACUGUUUUCUGUGUCCAAUUUGACCAAAAGGGAGAUGAUGAGCAAACAGGGAUGUUUGUUUACAUCAUGCUAACAAGCAGCAUCUUGUCAUAAAUAUAAUGCAAAACUAGAUCCAAUAAAGCCUGAUACAUUUUAUAUUUAUACAAGAAGGACAUUUUGUAAAACUUACCCAGAGACACUGACCCAGCAACAAACCUCUGCCUCAUAUUCAGUAAAAAGAAAAUAGGCUACAGAUGAUCAUUUCCGAUGACAGCCUAUUAAACUGAAUCACAACCAACUGUGACAUUUUACAUUUUCACUGGAUAGAAUAAGGGUUAGUACAUGUUUGUAAAGAUAUAAUAAAGUAAAAACAUAAAGAAUUUCAGUUUGUAUUUUCACUCAAGGAAGGAAAAUUAUGAAACACUAUCAGUGGUAGCCAAAAACUAAAAUGUAGUUAACAUGUGUUAUAUCCAUUUGUUUCAAUGGGAAAUGCUAAUAGAUGGUACAGUUGAUCAGCUGAUGGGAAUGUAUAAAUGUAUCUUUUCCCCUGGUUGGAAGUGACAAACAAGUAAACACCGAUUAAAUAUUUAAUUCUAAUAAUUAAAUGUCAGCACAUACACACAUCAAGAAAAACUACAUUUCACAGAUACUUUAAAAUGUUUUUGGACCUGGACUAAUGUUUUUAAAAUGUGUUAUUUGUUAUAAUAAUGGCCUGUUAGAUUAUUAUCUAUAUUAUUAAGAUCUAUAUAGUGUGUUGCAGUUAGACUGGGACCAAAAACCACACUAGAAGCAUCCAACAUUUGGUUAGAUACCCUAAAAUUAAUAUUUACUGACCAAUCAAAAUAUAGUUGACAUACAGUACAUUAAUACAAUUAUUGCAAUUCUUUGUAUAUAUUAACCAUAUUUCUAAAUACAUUCUUCUAUACAGUCUAUGUGAAAUGUAUUUUUCACACGGAUUUGAUGAUGUGUACUGUGCUGCCUCAUUCAUAUUUUAUAUAGUUGGUAAAAACAAACAGAAUUAGAAUGGAUCAGUUAUAUGAUGGGUCAUUUUAUCUGCAUCGUACUGGAUUUCUAUGUUAUUUCAGUGAGUAUUGUUCUCUGUAUACAGUACAUGUAAGAGUCACAAUUGUUUUAAACCUAAAUAAAGAACAUUUGACCU
Molecule: messenger RNA, 3028 nt
Organism: Monopterus albus (swamp eel)
Lineage: Eukaryota; Metazoa; Chordata; Actinopteri; Synbranchiformes; Synbranchidae
Gene: ppm1nb
Product: protein phosphatase, Mg2+/Mn2+ dependent, 1Nb (putative)
Exons: 6
Coding region: 534-1826 (430 amino acids)
Biological process (GO): protein dephosphorylation
Molecular function (GO): protein serine/threonine phosphatase activity; manganese ion binding; magnesium ion binding
Source: RefSeq, a predicted model, not a curated record